This is a messenger RNA of Amoebophrya sp. A25, 11069 nucleotides long. Lineage: Eukaryota; Dinophyceae; Syndiniales; Amoebophryaceae. The record is from the annotation of a GenBank genome assembly.
AUGGGAUUCCGGAAAUUAACAGUCUGGGACACCUCGUUUGUUCCGGCAGUUCAUGGGGGAGAUGCUCAUUUGAUAAGAAGAAAAUCACUGCAGAAAAGUCGUUUCGCAGUUGCCAAAUUGAGGUACUUCAGUUAUUAACUCAUUUGCAAUUAUAAACCCCAUAGGAGCAGAAAAGAGCAUUACUUAGCGAAAGUAGAUAGAAAGUGACUUCGUAACUUCAACUGAUUCCAUCGAACAUCAUCAACAUUAAACCUAGUUCGUUACUCGCUCGAAAGUGGAGUGCAGAGAUGGGGAUCCAGCUAGUUGCUCUUAGAUUCUUGCUACAAGCUGGCCCUGUUUAUCGUGAAUCGGAAAACUCGGUCGUGGUCGAUGUCGUUCCUUCGUCUCCUUGUCGUGUGCGCGUGUCUGUUUCAACUAUCGAAGUGGGCCUUUUUCUUUGGUGUUCAGUAGCUCAAAGCCUGCUCCUCUCGUCGCCGAUGCGUGUCCGGGCGCAUUCCUCAGUUGCUACUUAGUUCUCCCUCCUUGUUUAUUGUGCGCUGUUCGUCUGCAUUUUCAGCCUCAGGCUCAGACCUUGCUUUAUCUUCUACGACUAACUUUAAUUCUGGAACUAGUGUUGAUUCUGGUGCGAGUAACCUGCUGAACGUGAUCUAUGCUUCGACGUCCACUACGCUGCCGCCCUACUUAUUUCUCCUGCUCUCGCUCUGCCAGAAUCGUAGUCGUUUUCAUGGCCUUAUCGUCAUCCAUCGUUCUCCGAGUCAGGCUCGUCUAUGUUCUCUGGUUUCGACAUACUGCAGAUUUUUCGCUCUUGUUUCUAAUCUCGUUAGUUCUCGUCGCUCGGCACAUCGUGCUCGUGGUGUUCUGUCGUUAUCGCCGAUUAUUCCGUUGGACUAGAGUCGAGGCUAGUACUAGUUUUUUCUAAAGCAAGGAGUAGAAAUCUUUGAUGAUAUAGAUACUACUGCUACUCCAUUUCCACGCAACAAAGACGCUUGCCGGUGUUUCUAGUUCUACCUCCCUCCAAACACAUAUAGGAUUUCUUUCUAUUUAGGUUUGUCUGUAAGUUUCUGCUCCUGUAACGAUAGCAGGAGUAGGAUUCUCAAUAAUUCACGUUUCUAUUUGUGUCCCACUGCCACUACUACAGUUCUGGCAAUAGUUAUAGCAUAUGAUAUGUUAAAGUUAAAUGUUAAAGUUAAAUCUUAAGUAAAAGGAUAAGGAUCCUGUGGGAGUAUAGUGAUAGCUAUAGACUAUAUCCAAGCUGCACUACCACGCUUACGCUUACAAUUGCAGUUAGACAACCACAAUCGCUACCACCUCCACAUGCACAUACUCAAACUUUACCAUAUACUCGAACUCGCACGGACGUCCGAAGGGCGAGCCCUGGAAACGGACAGCCAGACUCGAUUUUGAGAUCCUAACUUGUUGGACAGUGGUUUAGCGGAUUUUUGCAUUUGCGUUUGCACAUGCGUUUCCGUGCGGGUUUUUGGCGAGAUCAAGUUCACACUCACACGACUUCGCCGACUUACGUUCUGGAGGUCCCGCUGGAUUUCAUUUUCAAUUUCAAGUUCAACUUCAAUAGUGGCCCACUCCUGCCAGUUUUGACAUCAUCAACAUCAACAGCAGCAGAGUCGUCUUUUGUUCGAUCAGAUUCAGACGAUCCGCUCUUGCAGAAUGGACAUUGAUGAUCUCAGUCGCAUGUUCCGGCCGUGGCCGACUACGCUAGUAGACGUACAGAAACUUGUUAGCAAAAUAAAGGAGGAGUUUGAAGGCUAUGCGCUACCGCCAAACGAACGAAGAGGAAGGAACAAUGCUCCGUACCAGCUCUCUCUCAGCAUCAAGUCGGUGCAGAAAAGCUACAAGGACUUUUCUUCUGGUCUGAAUGCAGUGUGCGGCCGUAUCGCCGGGAAUGGUGACGGCAAGCGUUCAGUCGCUGCUUUUGCUCUUCAUCUUGUUACCCAGCGAUACCAGUUGGCAGAUGGUGAUGGCACGCGCCGCGAAUUUUUGGAGCGAAUCGCUCAUCACGAGCAAGCAGAGCUGCAGGAGCGAACGAAGAACAUUUCGCUUCGAAGGAUAGACAUCUACGGCAGGAUGGCCCUUGAAGGACUACAGGAGGAGGAAGUCAUCCGAAGAACAAGAACAGAGUACAAAAAGCGGCAAAGAAGACAGGAGCACAUCAAACAAUUAGAAGGCCACAACUUCGCACACGAAAAACCGGCUUCACCUUCUAAAGCAAAGGUGAAGAGGAGGAGGAUGAAAAUGAAGACCACACUACGAGGAGCAGACGCGGCUGAAGAUCCGGAUCUAAAUCCCGUCGCAGAUGUAGAUGCAGAUCUUGACUUUGUUUUUGAGCACGCGAAGGACGCAGCAAAAGGGAAGUCAGCUCCGGGCACGGUAUCAGAAAGCAGGGCUUUAUUGGGAAAUCCCGGCGCAGAAGAACAAGAUUCUGGUGUUAACGGAAGCAAAAGCAGCAGGAGUCUCAAGAGGGCUGCAGGUGGCGCUACCUCUGGGGGCGGCAGCGCGCUUGUCGAUGGUAAUCACUCGGAUAAGCCGACCGCUAACAGAACGAUCUAUACAGAUUUCUGCGAGUGGUCCAACAUAGCACCUCGCGUUUUUGCCAAGUGGGCAAUAGGUGCAUCCAGGGGUCCGGCGGCCUCGAGAGUAGAGCUGUGGAACUUUUCUCGUGGUCAUUAUGAGAACUUUUACGAGCACAAACGAUUGAAGUUGGACGAAGGAGUCGCAGCCGCGAACCGUGGACUUCUCGUGUCGGAGAUGACAGAGGAGGAGAUGGCGUUUGAGCAGUUUCUACAAUACACUGACCCGUCUUAUUCGGAGAUGGAGAACUGUGAGCUCUUCGCAAAUAAUGAGCUGGCCGAGCUGCUGGCGUUUGCAAAUGUUACUUUCGUUGACGGAGGCGCGACCGCAGCGGCAGGCAGUACUGAAGCCCUGCAUGCGGCACAGGAGGAAGCAGCGAAGGUCGCAAAACGAAGCGAAUAUCUGUUGGCCGCUCGUCGUAGAAUGUAUGCUCUUAGGGCAGAGAAAACCAUGGCUGACCUUCUGAUACUCGCUGCACAACUCAGAGCACGCAUGAUGAUUUUCGAUUGUGCGAAGUCAGGAAGAGGAGCAAUGUUGCCGUACAUCUGCUGGGAUGAUCUGAUGCGAAGCUGCGCUCCGAACGUUCCAGAUUCUAGUGCUAGUAUUUCCGCGUCAUCGUCUAUUAAUAGUCGUUCUCAUCCAUCUACUUCUACUAGUACUACUACUACUACUAAUUCUACAAGUGCAGCCACAUCUUCGUCAGCGUCUGCUCCUGUCUGUGCGACAAGUACGUCUGCGGUUGGUCCUGUUGGAGCUGGUGCUUCUGCUGGUUCUGAACCUGGUCCCACCGGCACCACAAAUAGUUCGUCUUCUUCUACUUCUGGCGCACCCGCACGCGUAUUCUCAGGGUCGAUUGCGAUUGCUAGCACGAAGCAACAAGUUCUAUCGAAGAGCAAGGGAGCCGCCAGCAGCAACACCGGAUCGAGGUCCACCACGACGCGUGGAGGUACGAAGAAAAACAGUGCUUCAGUGCCAGCUGCAGACGCAAACUCCGCAGCGGUCGGUCGUGAUCUUUUUGCAACAGAAAACGCUCAGACGAAAGUAAAGUCUAAAAAUGCAGACCGCUUCAUCUUCAAGAGCAAAAAUGACAAAGGAGGAUCGUCAGGAGUAGGAAUUUCAAAACAGUACGAUGGAGUUGCAAACGCACCCGCAGCGUCUGGCGCUACGUCCAAGAUGAACCCUGUGAAACGCAUUGGGUAUUUCCCUCCUGCCAGAUCUACCGACGAUACGGAUACGAGGAAGAAUAGAUCUACUGCUCUGGAAAACGAAAAGCCGCCACGGCAUGCGCGCCAACAAGUGCAAUCGCAGCGUCAGGACUCCGCGCCCCUUUCAGAUGGCGAAGAUUUCUUCAAGGAAUGGCAAGAACGUGAGAAACAGCGUGAGCGAGCUGCAGCGGGCGGAUUCGGGAGUCUCUUUUCAGGUUUGCAGAAUGUCUUUGGAGCUAGUGGCGCUAGUCGUUCUGUUGGGACUGGAAGUGGAAGUGCGUCGUCUUCAUCGGCGGCAGCAGCGCAUCUGAAGAAAGCCGACGCUAUGGGUGAAGACAUCUUCUGCUCCUCGUCCUCCAAAGCUUCGCUGAAGCGUCCGCGUGCUUCUGCCAAAGCAAGCAGAAGCCUCCUCACUCCCGUGCGAGAAAAAAGCAGAAGCACAGUAUUUACUCCUGAACCUGACGCGCCGAAAGAAGCGGGUCUGAGAAUUGCUAGCGGAGAUGAUUCUGAAUGUGUUUCAGGUGCGGACCCAGGGAGCAGUUCUUUUUGCAGCAGUUCGGACGGAGGCGACGACAUUUUGGCGCCAGAGACUCCUUCGAGAAGAAAACAGUACAGACGAGAGCAACACGCGAUGAAGAAAGCAAUGAAAUCAAAAAAGAAGACUUUGAAGAAGAAAGGUGUGAAGUCUUCAGGCCAGGACAAGGCUCCUCCAUCAGCAUCCGUUAAGAACAACGACUAUGACCAUAAUGCUGCAGCAGAGGAGGCUUAUUUUGAAUUAAUUGGCAAGGCGAAGGCAAAGCCGAAGUCGAAAAGCACGGCAGGCACGAACAAGAAGUCAACGCUUCAUGAAGAUGCUCUUCGCAUGAAUUCCUUGGACGACCUCAUCGAUAUAUUCGGGGACGAGGUGAUAGCUUCAUCUCCAAGCAAGUUGGAUACAGGAUCCGGAUCGGCAGCAGGUGGCGCUCGGACUGCUGACUGCACUCGGCAAGAUGAUAAGUCGGGAGCUACUGCAGCUGCAGGUGCAGUGGCAGGCAACGGCGCAACGGGUGCUGAUUUUGAAUUUGAUGAGUUUGGACAUCAUCUGGGUGUUGAUAUUGAUCCGCUUCUGCAGGCGCUUGUCGGAAAAGUAGAGAAGUCUGGCUCUGCUUAUGGCAAUAAUUCCCGGGCAGCUUUGACGAGUGGAAAUUUCUUGAAUGAUGAACUGGACGGCGUAUUGCCUUAUCAUCACGAGUCAAUCGAGAAACAAUCCCAACACGCUGCUGCUUUAGCAACUGAGCUUGCAGGUUCCAUGGGCAUUCAAUUACCGAAGGACGCAUGCAAACCAUUUAAAGAAGGCAAAGAUCCUCGUGGGCUGUAUCGUGGUCGCCACGCGACGACAACGCAUAAAGAUGAAGAUGUCAACAAGCGGCACCUGAGUACUGCAGGUUCGUGUUUGGAGUACGCGCGCCAGAUUUCCACGCCGAUAAAUGCGCCGUCCGACUUCUGGCUGACUCCAGCAGAAGUCGCUGCGAUUCCUUUCCUUGGUGAAAGCGAUCUGGAAGAUGGAGUAGCAGGCGGCGUUUCACAUGGACAGAGCGGCGCAGGCGUGCCUGCGUGUGACGAUGCUGAUGCCCCAACCGGAACACGAUCUAGAAGUGCAGACCCAUCUCUGUUGCGCCGUGAACGUGAUGUCGUCGAAAAAGGAAACAAGUAUAAGGAGAAGGAUAGUAGCAAACUAUUCGGCGUUAGUGCUAGUCCCGAAAAUUCUGCAGCCGACAGAUCAGUGUCAGGUCGUGGCGUGAGGACGGCCACUGCUUCACUACGUGCGCCUUUGGCUCCAGAUGUUUCUGUCUCUGGUGGAGUUUCAGCAAAGGCCAACAACAAUGCCCAGUCACCAUGGUUGCUGCCUGCAGGCGGAGAAUCGCAGUUGCAAUGUACUCUCGAAGCACAUCCGGCCUCCAACUCAAAUAGCAGCCGCUGUGCAGACCCGAGACCAAAAUCUGCACUGCAAACUGCCGCCUCUAUGUUGGGUGUUCGAUCACUUGCAGACGACCUUGAAAUAGCGACGAAGAAGCAGGUGGGAGAACCAGUGCUGGUGGAAGGGAUAAAGCGUGCGGGUGAAGUUACGUUAGUUGUGGCUCCAUCAGACGUUGUGAGCAGAAGCGGGCGCGGGUCUGCUGUUGCAGUCGCCGGAGGUUCAACAUCAAGCGUUGCCGUGGUUGGUUCUAAGAAGAGCAUAGGAGGGAGAACAAUUGGCGCAAAAGUGACUUAUUGGAAUGGAGGCUUGAAAAAUCCGCAGCGCAGAGUCUCUUCGUUGUCCGGCCUCCCGGUCUCGCGAGAUAACGACGUCGAGCGCAGUCUCGUUUCUGCUCCUGGAAAUGGUCGCGUAACUGGGGCUGCAGGCGCAGAUGCUACAGCGGGAGCGGAUCAUGACGUUCGAUUGGGUGUGCCACUGCCGACUGGUUUUCUAAACGAAGCUAAAGGCAAAACUAGUGGUUGUCCACGUCCCGGCCUGUCUUCUCCUGACCAGGCUUCUAUUUGCAACCCCAAAGCGAAAUCGAGUUCGAGUUCGAGCUGCAGAAACAAAGCUGAUAACAAACAGAGGCAGAAAAACGCAAAGGGUGUCCCAGUGAUGAGCAAGAAGAAGAAUCUGAAAGCGAAAUCCGACCACAGAAUCACAGACGCAGACCCAGAAGUAGCCUCAGCACCUGCAGGCGCCGAUAACAGCGGGCAAUCGCUGGAGAAGACCAUCUGCGAAGCAUCGAAAGAAGGUGGCCCAUGCGUAUCCGGUCAAAGACGUGGAGGUGGAAUUGCCAUGAAGUCCAGAUCUAGAUCAUGUGAACCGUUUGCGGGGACAAUCAACAACAACUCUCGGGGAGUAGACGCCCAGAGGAGCACGGCGCCGUCGCGAGUCGCUGGCCAGCACGAUGUCUUUUUGUCUGGCGCUGAUGUUGGUGCUUCUGCUGCUGCUAGUUCUAGACCUACUUGCAGCGACGUUUCUGCAAGUGCAGCAGCAGCAGCAACUGCAAGUGCGACUGCGCGCGCGGCUGCAACUGGAGGCGGGGCUAGUGCUACUGGUACGGGAGGUAGAUCGGAGGAAAACAGGCGCCGACUGCCUAUUCUAGCAAUGAGAAUCGCAACAGACGCUACGCCUUACGAGAAUCUCAAGGUGUUGAACACGUGUUUCACAGUUGUGUGCGCUAAGAUAUUGCCGGAUGGCACCAGGACCCUGAUCCACGAGCGCUUCAUCCCUCGGACUCGAUUAACGGCGGGCAACGGAAUGAGUCUCGUUCAAGAUCUCUACGAAAGUGCCCGGGAGCUUCGCUUGCCUAUGCCUGGAGUGAGUCAUCGGGAGCUGUGCACGCCGAACUUUCGCCUUUUUAGUUGUCUCUGUUCAGACAAUGGCUGUGAGGAUUGGAUAGCAUCUGAUAGUUUUAAGAUCUACGAGCAGCUGCAACACAUGCGCGAAGACUUGGACAAGAGAGACGACAUCGACCAGAAUAUCUUCCACACACCUUUCUAUUGUGAGUGGACGGCAUGCCUCAUGCAUCAGACUCAUACGAUAUCCGGCCUGAUCCUAACAGUGAUAGCAUUGUUUUACGUCAUCGCUCUUUCAAAGAUGCGAAGUAGCAUCGCCGCCUCGUUCUUGGUAGUUGUGCAAUCUUGGAGACGAUGCUGCGACUACUACUUUCUGAAGGACAAGGAGUUGCAGAUACAACGGGUCCCGAAGUUUGUUCGUACGCGUUGGGGAAGUAGUUACGAGACCCUGAACAAAAUCUACCGGCAGAAGACUGAUCUUGUCGCUGCAGCUAUGAAGUUUUCCAAGAAUAAGGACUUCAAUCCGAACAACCGCGGCAAAAAGAACUUCCAUAAGAUUCUCCCUACUGCGAAAAGGAGCAAACUUCAUCCGUUCUUCAACCUUCUUCAACCAGCUGCGCACUUGCUACGAAUUACGCAAUUCAUUUUGGACAAGUACCAGAAGGCGGCAGUGCAGGCACGCAUCCAAUUCCAGAGGUACGUCAACGACCUGCUGUGCUUUUCCCAACAGUGGUGGGUAGACCAUACUUCUUCAUUUUUUGCGAUGGCGACCCCGGAGCAGCGUGUAGUUCUCAUGACAGCUCUUUCUGCAGCCGAGAGGGAGAUGUACCUUCGCGAGGCGUCUUUGCGGCGGCCACUGGUUGAGAUUCUACAAGGUCUGCUUCAAGAUGAAGAUGCUUCCAAACGUGCUUCUGCUGCGAAGAGACUGAUGGUCGCGAAUGAUGCAGAGCUACGACGCACUUCAGCUUUCUUGGUUGAUGUUCGGACUGAAUUCCGGCGCGAGUUAGGUCUUUUGGCAGCAGGUACCGCCACGACACUAACUGACGCUCUGUGGUGUGAACUUGCAGCUCCUUUUUACGUGUUGGUUCCGCAGAAUCAGCUGGCAGAAUCGCUCCACUCUACAACAUCCCACAUCAAAAGAGGAGCACCCAACGUUUCUGUCGCAACUGCUGCGAAUCGAUUGCUCAUACGGAGAUACCCGACGCUUUCACCCACAGCGUUUUCAAUUUUGUAUUCUAUCAAAGAUAAACGCUUCAGCAGCAAGAUACGCCUUCCCGACAUGACGCGUGCGCCAGGCAAUUUGCUGGAAGCCGCUCUGGGUGACCUCGAGUACAUGCGAGUUCACAACUCGCACCGACUUGAGCCUGAGGCUGCGCGGCGCGCAAAACUUCGAGUAGAUCGGGGCAUCAUGAAGGGAGACCAGUCUCGUGCGCUCCUGAAGAAACUGAACAUUUGUGCUGGCGACAUCCUUCGAGUGAAGUGCGACUUCGAUGGACGCGUCGAGUGGCCGGAUCAGUUUUGGUUCUUCAAUGGGAAGGUAUUGCAGGUUUGCAAGGAGGAGGACAUCUUCUUCGAUCAGGAAACCAACGACUUAGUGACAGAAUUUUCCUCACCACGUGACGCAUCUGCCGCAGCAAACUAUGACGAUGUGCAGGGAGUCUUGCAGACCAAGCAGCUUCUGGCGAAAUGCAAGGACGAAAAAGUAGACCGUGAACAUGUAGUGCUUCACUACGAGCGCUUUGAGGCAGUUGAUGCGCGUUGGACGGGAACAGAGUGGAAGGUUCGUGUGAGCCACCCGACAGAUUUCAGUGUAACGCUGCGUGACUUGUUUCCACCUCGAGCCAGCAGCAAGAAGAAGAAGGACGCAGGGGCAGAGGUGAAGGCAGCAGACGGUCGGAAGCGUUCACCUGCCAAAUCUCCGCAGAAAGCUGGCACAAGAGCAGAAAAGGUUUACAAUGAUAUUCCGCAGGAGCUGAUGGUGCCGGAAAUCGACAAACACUCUGCUGUAAUCUACCUCACGAUUCCGCGGGGUGCGAAUGAUAAGAAGGGCAAGCCGAUGAAGCCGGAGUGGCUGGCAGUAGUGCCACUUACAAUGAUCAGCGAAGACAUCGGAGAUGCUGAGAGGGCUAGAUGGAGGCUCAAGCCUGACGCAACGUGCAAGAGCAUCGGGCGAAUCGUUGCUUCGUGCACAGCAGGAGGCAUUGAGAAGACUCGUCGCGAGAUCUGCAACGAAGUAUCUCGCCUGACGGGGCAGGAGAUGAACGUGUGUGGCUCAGAUGUUUUGGCGAAGGCAACUGAGUACGCUUUUGAACGUCUAGGGAAGCUAAGACAGGCACGCAAGGGGCGCAAGGGGAAAUGUGACGAAGGUGAUUCAGAGUCUGACCUGUCAGAGACGGAGGACACACAAACUCCUGAUGAUCCUGACGGAUUCUUUGACGAGGGAGACCCGAGCUCAUCCGAUGAGGAUGAAGGGUCCAAUAGCAGCGACUGCGACUCGGAUUGAGGGUAUAUCUUGGCUAAACUAAGAGGACGUGGUAGUGAAUCCUUUUAGUUGUGUUAGUUCUUUGACCUUGAGCUAGACCUAGAGGUAGAGCUUGUCCUCGCCCUCGGCUCAUUCGCCCAUGUUCACACGUCGACGCUUCUAGUCCUAUCCACAGCUCUUAACUCUAUUGCUACUGCGAUGAUGGUGGACCUUAGUGUUAGUUCUAUCUGGUCAUCCCGUCACGAACACGAUUUCUAAAACUAAAAGUGUCUGAAUUAUCCACUACAAUUAGCACGAAGCAUUCGGGAGGCGCGCCUUGAAAUAUCUUCGAAUCUUUCCAUCUAUACAGGUAUAGGCUGCUGCCGAAGCUGUUCGCUGGAAAGCAGAGCUGGAGACUUUCUCGAUUUUUGCAGGCUUGUCACAUAUGCGGAGAUAGCGCAAUUUGUGGAGGCAUGCGCUGCGGAUGGAGCUGGAGGAAUCACAUUCCAUCCUCAUUAUGGACGUGGGGUGUUACAUUUGCAGUUGUCUCUGGGUUUUGCUUAUCUAAAUCUAAAUCUAGAAGUUGUGCUCUCAUCUACUCGCCAAAUCACAGCCAAGUCUUUGCAAUUAAAUGAAACGUGGUGUAUGUACUUCCGAAUAUUUAUAAACUCAAAGUAGUAGUAGAAGUUGUAGAAGCAGACUUUAGAUUUCGUAUGUAUAGUUUUCCAUAGUGUGCAUCUAGUUGGAAAUGUAAUUGUAUAGGUAAAAUUACACGAACUAUCAGGCAGUCUGCGCCUGUUUUUGAUUUGUUUCGCAUGCAAUUACAAAUGAAUCCUACUGCUACUCCGAGAGCUAGAAUCACUAUAGAAUGCACUAUGAUCAUCUUAUCCAUACCCUUCAACACUCUACAAAGUAUGCGCUUCUGUACUCUUGUGAUCAUCGUCGUGAACUAGUAGGACUCAAUGGCUUUACUUCGCAGUCGCAACUUAGAUUCUUGGUCUUGUAUCUAUCGACGUUUUUGCAGAACUAAUUAUGGUUUCGUGAUUCUUGAUGUUGUUGAGCUUGAGCUUGUAGAAAAAGUGAAUCCUUUCUGAUGAAGGAGCUAGCUAGUAGGUAGAAUGAUAGCAGAUUUCUCUAUUGCACAGAGAUGCGUAUAGUACUUGACUACUUAGAUUGAGGUGCAACAAGAUGCUGCUCAUAACGAUAGAGCUAGCGACUUGCAUCCUAGUUGAAAACCUAUGACAUUACCCUAGAUAUUGCAGAGCUGGGCCAGACAUGCUUUCAAGAUUUCACUUCUAUACCUGACGCCUUUGCACAGAUGAGACAAGAAGUAAGACGAAAACCAUUCGACUCAGCAGAUGACCCAGUGCCAUUGUGUGACCUGUGAAUGUGCCGUGCAUCUGCUUAGAUGAUAGAUGUUUCUCCUUUUUUUGGAGUCUUCUUGUAGUCAUGAGAGCAGCUGAGGAGUUUUUUGCUUUAUGAGGCAUGAAUGCUGAAAACCAUUGGAGGCUAGGACGUAC